GGUGAUUUGCUUCCAGAAUACAAAAUGAAGAGGAAAAUGCUGAUUGGUCAGAUUCUCAUGCUGUUGAUGUCAGUCAUAUCUUCAGGCUUGGCCAAUGAAAAUCUCAAGUGUUACACCGACGGCAUACAGCUCAUUACGUGUGUUUGGAACACUUCGUCAGUGGAAGACAGAUUUCAAAUAACACCAACCACCAACUGUUCCCUGCAAAGCAUCGAUGAUAAUUACAUAAGAAAAAUUCCUCUCAGAGUUAACCUGGAGCCUCUUGGCGGCUCACAGUCGAAAUUACGUCAAGGAACUCUUCAAUUUGCUGAGAGUACUUUGACUGAUGGUUCCCCAGAUGUCCCGCUGGAUGUACGGUGUGAAAACAUAACUAAUCUAUUGGAAAGUAUCCCGGAGUUUUAUCCCCCAUCUUUUGUUAAGUUGUAUCCUCCUGAGAAGCCAGUUGUGAACAAAGGGAAUGUCACCUGGAAACAAGGUUCUCCUCACUCUGGAUUUGUCUUUGCUGUGAAGUAUAAGGUGCAGUGGGGUUUGCUUGAGAACAGCUGGGAGAAGAACCAGGUGGCGUUGACAGAAGAGACACAGUGUGAGUUACCAUUAGAGAAGCUGAUCAAGGGGAGGCAGUAUGUGGUCAGGGUUCAGGCCACUCCUAACAAAGAACCACAAUUGUGGAGCGAGUGGAGUCCAGUUACUCAGUGGGAAUCCACUGUGGGUUUACCACCUCUGUCCGGUUACUGAAUGUUUGGAAACCUCACUGAUUAUGU
Messenger RNA from Neoarius graeffei (lesser salmon catfish), 761 nucleotides. RefSeq lists its product as uncharacterized. NCBI's taxonomy places the organism in Eukaryota, Metazoa, Chordata, Actinopteri, Siluriformes, Ariidae. Gene Ontology annotation, cellular component: external side of plasma membrane. Gene Ontology annotation, biological process: cytokine-mediated signaling pathway; immunoglobulin mediated immune response. Gene Ontology annotation, molecular function: cytokine receptor activity; protein binding. The transcript has 6 exons. The coding region runs from base 25 to 735 and encodes 236 amino acids. The record is from RefSeq and is a predicted model, not a curated record.